AUGUUUGAUCCAAAUAAUACUUUGUUUUUUGAACGAGAUUUGGGGGCUGAUGAUUUAAAUGAAAAAUGGUGGCGGGCAAAUCCAGCCCCUUUUUGGUAUUCGGUUGGCAAAGCUGGAAUUGAUGUUCAUUGUUAUUGGUUUGCUACUUGUCAUAUGCCUUAUGUAGAUUUAGUUGUACAAGUUCCUUUGUCAAGACGUCAUAGUUUUAAAAAUGAUGAAGAACAUGAUUUAUAUUCAUAUAUUCCAAACAUAAUGAAAUAUAUUCAAAAAUAUCAGGUUUAUAGAAAACAGUUAGUACUUCUUCGAUAUGAUGGGUUAGGGAAGGCUUUGAGAACGCAUGGUGAGGACUCUGAACAAACGGUCCAAGAACUUUCUAAUUUUGACCAACAAGUACGGAAAAUUCAGGAGGAAAUGGAGACUUGGGAUUUAUUAAGAUCUACAAAUUUAAUUGUUUUAUCCGACCAUGGAUUGAUAAAAAGUGAAGAACAAAAUCAAUAUUAUAUUGAAGAGUGUAUUGCUGACAGUACAAAAGUUAAACAAAUAGCUAAUUCACUUGCUUUUGCAUUAAUUUGGCCAGAAGAGGAGGAAGAGGUUUUUUUGGAUAUUUUUUGAAGAAUAAAAAUUUUGAAGGAUACAAUUUUCUUCGAAUUAAAAUUUUGUGAUCAAUGGGCUAAUCUUGCAUCAGUUGAUUAUGAAGGUGAAACAAAAGAAGUAGAACCUUCUGUGGGAGUUUAUAGACAACAUGAAAUUCCGGAACGUUUCCAUUGGAAGGAUUCUCGAUUUGUUGCACCAAUUGUACUUAU
Meloidogyne enterolobii is the source of this 803-nucleotide messenger RNA. NCBI's taxonomy places the organism in Eukaryota, Metazoa, Nematoda, Chromadorea, Rhabditida, Meloidogynidae. The record is from the annotation of a GenBank genome assembly.